Molecule: messenger RNA, 1545 nt
Organism: Myotis daubentonii (Daubenton's bat)
Lineage: Eukaryota; Metazoa; Chordata; Mammalia; Chiroptera; Vespertilionidae
Product: IQ motif containing M
Exons: 13
Coding region: 1-1545 (514 amino acids)
Molecular function (GO): protein binding
Source: RefSeq, a predicted model, not a curated record
AUGGCAGACUCAGGACUGAAAUCCAAGUUCUUCACGGUGCUCGCACUUGGAGCCCAGCCUUCAAAAAGAUCAGCCGCACUGUCCAUCAUGGCUGAUGCUGAGGCUAUGCCUGGUACUGUAUUAGAGAUCUCCAAGCAAAAUUUUUUUCAGGAAGCAAAAACUCUCAUUGCCCAACAUUAUGAGAACAUAAAUGAGAACAAAGUUCAAGGUACUUCUAUAAAUGUUUUUAGAAAUAAACAGCAAAAGCCGAAACCUGGCAAAUACAUACCUUCAAAGAUUAAAAAAAAGGAAAUAUUUGAUGUGAUCCAAGAACUCCAGGUAGCUCACAAACGUCCUUAUUUUCACAAAGAUGUUUCCAAGGGGGAAUGUUUUGAGGAGCCCCCUCCACGAACUUCUUUGAAGGAGCCACACAUGUUUGAUGUAAAAGGAAAAAUCAAGGGAUAUGUAGAUCUAAUUGCAAAAGAGCAAGUUCAACUGGGUAAAAUAGUGACUAAUAUUGAAUCAGUGGGUAAAAAAAUGGAGAAAGAAAAGCAGGAGUACCAUGGAAAGCCCAGGAUGUUGGACUCACACACCUUUCCCAUUGUCAAACUUGGCUUGUCCUCAGCACUCAGGACCCACUCUUCCAUGGGGAUUCUGAAAGAAAGUGAAAAAUUAUUGUGUGACUGGAGAGGAAUUGUGUCGGCAAAGUCUUCCCGCCUGGCUCUUGAUUCCAUUUUUCCCAGUGACUCGGACUAUAGUACUAAAUCCUUUUUGAAAAAAGAACCCAUAAUUUUAAAGCCAGAACCACCGUCACCACCCAGGGCUCCUUCUAGUCUAAGUAAAAUCAGUAAAUUUGACAGCAAAGUUAAAAGAAUUGGGCCACACAUAGAAAUUUUCCAAGUAUUCCGGGAAAGGGCCAGAUCUAUAAUCACCAAAAAAACAAUUAGAAUGAUCACCGUCGUGCAGGCUUUUGUCAGAGGGUGGCUAGAACGCAGAAGAUACCACAGAAUAUCGAACAAGGCUAUGUAUCAUGGGCCAAGUUUGAAAGCAGUUAUAAACAUGUAUCACAGACAAAUCCAUCGUGUUAAACAUCGACUUUGUCUUUGGAGGACAAGACAAAUUAUAAACUAUGCAGAGCUAGAAGAAUGGAUGGAUAGAAAAAAAUACUAUGAAACAAUGUUUGCUAAGAGACAAGAUUGGCAAGGAUUAGAAAGAAGUGAGCUCCUUAAGUACUUCAAUGACUGCGGUCAUUACCCAACAGUGCAGCAAAUUGAUCAGGCUUGGGACCUGGUCCAUAGAGAUGACCGUGAAAAAUAUUCUGAAAUCGUCACGAUGUCCAAUGCUGUUGAAAUGUUAUUUACACUUUAUCCUCCCAAAGGUGCCCAUGUGAAAGAUAAUAGGCGACUUAGGUCAACUUGGCUAAGACCCACAGUAGAUGGGGAAGAAGGCUACAAAUAUAUAGUGAGUGGGCACCCAAUACUCAAAAGAGCUGACAUCCGGAUUGUUGGGAAGUUAGUGUGCGCAUCUAUGAGAGAAAGAAAAAUGAGACAACAGUAUUUAUCUUAG